CACGCCGAGCGCGGGAAGCGUCCGGCGCCGGCGCUCGCUCCCGCUUGCCUUUCUUCGGCUGUGGAGGUUCGGUCCUGUAGAUAAGUAAAGGAAAAAAUGCCUGCCACACAGAAGCCCAUGAGAUAUGGCCACACAGAGGGACACACAGAUGUCUGUUUUGAUGAUUCUGGGAGCUGUAUUGUAACUUCUGGAAGUGAUGGUGAUGUGAGGAUUUGGGAAGAUUUGGAUGAUGAUGACCCUAAAUCCAUUAAUGUUGGAGAAAAAGCAUAUUCAUGUGCUUUAAAGAAUGGAAAAUUGGUCACUGCAGUAUCUAACAAUACUAUUCAAGUGCACACAUUUCCUGAAGGAGUUCCGGAUGGAAUAUUGACUCGCUUCACCACAAAUGCAAACCAUGUGGUCUUUAAUGGGGAUGGUACAAAAAUUGCUGCUGGAUCUAGUGACUUUCUAGUCAAAAUUGUGGAUGUGAUGGAUUGCAGCCAACAGAAAACAUUUCGAGGACAUGAUGCCCCUGUUUUAAGUCUUUCCUUUGACCCUAAGGACAUCUUUCUGGCAUCAGCUAGUUGUGACGGAUCUGUCAAAGUGUGGCAAAUUUCAGAUCAGACAUGUCCUGUUAGUUGGCCACUGCUACAAAAAUGCAAUGAUGUGGUAAAUGCAAAGUCGAUCUGCAGACUUGCUUGGCAGCCGAAAAGUGGGAAGUUACUGGCAGUUCCUGUGGAAAAAUCUGUUAAGCUAUAUAGAAGAGAAACUUGGAGUAACCAGUUUGAUCUUUCAGAUGAUUUCAUCUCUCAGACACUGAAUAUAGUAACCUGGUCUCCUUGUGGACAGUAUUUAGCUGCAGGGAGUAUUAAUGGUUUAAUUAUAAUUUGGAAUGUGGAAACCAAAAAUUGCAUUGAAAGGGUGAAACAUGAGAAAGGUUAUGCAAUUUGUGGCCUGUCAUGGCAUCCUACUUGUGCUCAAAUAGCUUAUACUGAUGCAGAAGGAAAUCUGGGGCUCCUGGAGAAUGUUUGUGACCCCAAUGGAAAGAAGUCAAACAGUAAGGUGUCUAGCAGAGUAGAAAAGGAUUAUAAAGAUCUUUUUGAUGGAGAUGAUACAAGUAAUGUCAGUGACUGUCUAAAAGACAAUGCAGUCAAAACCCACUCUGUUUCAAAAGGGAUUGUGAAUGAUGAGGAAGAUGAUGAUGACCUUAUGCUGGCUUCAGGUCGUCCUAGACAGCGAAGUCACAUCCUCGAAGAUGAUGAAAACUCAGUUGAUGUUACAAUGCUAAAAAUUGGUUCUAGUCUUUUCAAAGAAGAGGAAGAUGAUCAGGGAGGCAGCAUUCACAAUCUACCAGUUGUAGCAUCCCAGAGGCCAUUUUAUGAUGGUCCUAUGCCGACUCCCCGGCAGAAGCCAUUCCAGUCAGGUUCUACGCCCGUGCAUCUCACUCACAGAUUCAUGGUGUGGAACUCUAUUGGAAUUAUUCGCUGCUAUAAUGAUGAGCAAGACAAUGCCAUAGAUGUGGAAUUCCAUGAUACCUCUAUACACCAUGCAACACACUUAUUGAACACUUUUAACUACACAGUAGCAGAUCUUUCCCGUGAAGCUGUUUUGUUGGCAUGUGAAAGCACUGAUGAACUAGCAAGCAAGCUUCACUGCCUGCACCUUAGUUCUUGGGAUUCCAGCAAAGAAUGGAUAGUAGACAUGCCUCCGAAUGAAGAUAUUGAAGCCAUAUGUCUUGGUCAGGGAUGGGCUGCUGCUGCCACUACCUCCUUGCUUCUUCGCUUGUUUACCAUUGGAGGUGUUCAAAAAGAGGUCUUCAGUCUGCCUGGGCCUGUUGUGUCAAUGGCUGGACAUGGAGAACAGCUUGUCAUUGUUUAUCACAGAGGUACAGGAUUUGAUGGGGAUCAGUGCCUUGGAGUUCAACUGCUAGAGCUAGGGAAAAAGAAAAAACAAAUUUUGCAUGGUGAUCCUCUUCCUCUUACAAGGAAAUCCUAUCUUGUAUGGGUUGGAUUUUCAGCUGAAGGUACCCCAUUUUAUGUGGAUUCAGAAGGCAUUGUUCGAAUGCUUAACAGAGGACUUGGUCAUACAUGGACUCCUGUAUGUAACACAAGAGAACACUGCAAAGGAAAAUCUGACCACUACUGGGUGGUUGGUAUCCAUGAAAAUCCCCAGCAGCUGAGGUGUAUUCCUUGCAAAGGUUCUCGAUUUCCUCCCACCCUUCCACGCCCUGCUGUAGCUGUUUUGUCCUUUAAGCUUCCUUACUGUCAGACUGCCACAGAGAAAGGACAGAUGGAGGAACAGUAUUGGCGUUCAGUUAUAUUUCACAACCAUCUUGAUUAUUUAGCAAAAAAUGGUUAUGAAUAUGAAGAGAGCACUAAAAAUCAAGCAACAAAAGAACAACAGGAACUUUUACUGAAAAUGCUUGCGCUUUCCUGUAAACUGGAGCGGGAAUUUCGUUGUGUGGAACUUGCUGGUCUAAUGACUCAGAAUGCUGUGAAUUUAGCCAUUAAGUAUGCUUCUCGUUCUCGGAGAUUAAUAUUGGCCCAAAGACUUAGUGAACUGGCUGCAGAGAAGGCAGCAGAGUUGGCAGCCACCCAGGCUGAGGAAGAAGAAGAAGAGGAUUUCAGGAAAAAGUUGAAUGCUGGUUAUAGUAAUACUUCUACAGAGUGGAGUCAGCCAAGGCUCAGAAAUCAAGUUGAAGAAGAUACGGAGGAUAAUGGAGAAGCUGAUAAUACAGAAGAAAGACCAGAAAUACACAAACAUGGAGAGAGCCCAUUUUUCAAAAGUGCAGAUUCCUCUGACAUGCUAGCUCUUAAGUCAGGUGCAGUUAUCUCUAGCAGCCAAGGACGAAUAAACCCCUUCAAGGUAUCAGGCAGUUCCAAAGAGCCAGCCAUUUCAGUGAAUUCAGGACGUUCAACUAAUAUUUUAGACAGUAUGAACAAAUCAUCCAAGAAAUCUACCGCAUUUAAUCGAGCUACAGAUGAUGAAAAGUCUCCAGUUAUAAAGCCCUUGAUUCCAAAGCCAAAGUCUAAGCAGGCAUCUGCAGCAUCCUUUUUCCAGAAAAGAACUUCCCAAACUGACAGGACUGAGGAAGUAAAAGAAGAAAAUCCUAAAAAUUCAUCAUCUGAAACCCCAGCUGUGUGUCCUCAAAACACUGAAAACGAAAGGCCUAAGACCGGGUUCCAGAUGUGGCUGGAAGAAAACAGAAGUCAUAUUUUGUCUGACAAUCCUGACUUUUCAGAUGAAGCAGACAUAAUAAAAGAAGGAAUGGUUCGAUUUAAAGUACUGUCAACUGAAGAAAGGAAGGCAUGGGCUGCCAAGGCCAAAGGAGGAACUGCAAGUGAUGGAGCUGAAGAAAAGAAGCGAAAACGUGUGGUCGAUGAAAGUCAGGAAAUUGAAAACCAGGAAGAAAAAAUGAAGAAUUUGAAUUUACCUAAAAAGCAAAAACCUUUAGAUCUUUCUACAAAUCAGAAACUGUCAGCUUUUGCUUUUAAGCAGGAAUAGAGUAAGGAGGUAAAUUUAGAACUUAGGAGAGUAAUGGAUCUUUGGUGAAUCUAGACCUUUAAAAAAAUCUGUAGGAAACUCUUUAAGUAUUUUUGAAAGAGUUUAAAGAUUGCUGUUUGUCUUUAUAAGAUAAUCCAGUAACUAUAUUGGUGUAAGUAGUGGGGCAUCUGUAAAAACUGUCAUCUCUGCAGAUUGCUCUGCCCCCAAAUGGAGGGCCAUUCAGAAGCAUGACCAUGGCCACUGACUGGAGGCCACUGUCAUGUCCCAUUGGAAGCUGGAUUGAUUUUGUUUCUUACCUUCAAAAUCAUCAAAGCCAAGGUCUUAAAAUCUCUGAGCAUUGAAGCACCUUCUAGAGUGUUUCUUGUUUGGUAAAUAUCAUAUUGGCAAGUGCUACGAAAGUCCUCUUCCAAAGUGUGUUACUAUAGAUUGCUGUUAUGUCUGUACUGGACCCAGGGGACCAUAUUUUUUUUCAUAUGGGCCCUAAACAUGUAAAUAAUUUUGUAGAUGAGACCUUUGUUUUGGAAAUUUCUUCAUAUAUUACUUUUAUCUGUUUGUAUUGCCUGUUUUUUAAAAAAUAAAACUUACGUUUUCAUGUUAAGCUUAA
Messenger RNA from Capra hircus (goat), 4084 nucleotides. RefSeq names its product WD repeat and HMG-box DNA binding protein 1 (gene WDHD1). The coding region runs from base 97 to 3480 and encodes 1127 amino acids. Lineage: Eukaryota; Metazoa; Chordata; Mammalia; Artiodactyla; Bovidae. Gene Ontology annotation, molecular function: chromatin binding; protein binding. Gene Ontology annotation, biological process: DNA-templated DNA replication; mitotic cell cycle; DNA repair. Gene Ontology annotation, cellular component: nuclear replication fork. The record is from RefSeq and is a predicted model, not a curated record. The transcript has 26 exons.